AUGCCUUUUGUUGAUUUGCCUCUCGAGAUUCUCCCUGAAAUCUUGGCGUUCGUUGUGAAACCACAGCAUCUUUGGUCCGCAUGUCUGGUAAAUAGCAAUUUCAAGGCAUUUGCCACCCUGAGGUUGUACGAGAAAAUAUCCAUUUACUCCUGGCACAAAGAGGGCAAAGUCAAAGUCAUCCAUCUUUUCGAUACACUGGCUCGAUCCGAGUAUCUUGCGAGCCUUCUGCAGAGAUUAGAACUCCGCGACUUUCCUAAAUCUACAUCAAUUUUGGACGACGAGGUCCUCAGACAUGUUCUUCAGGCCUUGAGCAACUGCAAAAACCUCAAAUCAUGCACAUGGACGCGUGAUGGGUCCUUGAACUCUGAAAUUCUGAGUGCGCUGAGCAAUUGCGAAAGCCUACAGGAAUUCGAAUUCAACGGACACAGUGAUGGGCACUACGAUCCUCGUUUGCUGUUGGGAUUCGCAAAGCUCACUAAAAUAUCCAUGAUUAUGCCAAGUGCCUCUGUUAUCGCUCAGCUUCCUUCCUGGACAAAUAUCACUGGUAACUCUUUGCGUAACCUUACCUUGAUAUGCAAAUCAUCUCUCAUUAUCACAGACCGCCUCUUGGAGACUCUCGCACCUUCCCUAGUUAAUUUGGAACAUCUUCAUUUGACAGGAUGCCCAAAGGUCACAGAACAGGGAUUGUGGGCUCUGGUGUCUUCCAACAUUCACGGUCUCCUCGGAUUGGGAAUCGAGGGCGUUUCCCCAAAAUUUAAUAUGUUCAAUUUUGCGAAUAAAUGCGUAUCGCACGGAUCUCUAAAUCACCUUCGCUCAGUGACGCUCACUGUCCACCACCAGCUUCCCAUGAAAGAGUGGAUCUCUGCUGCUGUCCAUCUCGUCAGUGCAUCCCCCCUAGAACUGUUCCAGAUAUACUCCACCGGGGCCUUUUUCGAGUCCCCAAUGACGGAUGACCUGUGGAAUCAAUUAAUCAGUACACAUGGUCGACGAUUGAUCAGAUUUUCGGUGCACCGGAUGCUCAUUAGCCUGGAAGCGAUCCGCAGCAUAUGUCGCUUUUGCGUCAACUUGGAACAACUUUUCAUCGUUGUGGAGCCGAAACUAUUAGACCGUUUAUCGGAAUGUCUCAGCCACGCAAAAAAAUUACAAACGAUACACAUCAACUACCCUAUGGAAGCGUCUCCAGACGCACAUCCAGUUUUAUUGCCCGAACACGCUUUAUCCAUUGUGAACAGUUGCAGCUCAACUAUUACUCAAUUUGGCUGUAAUGCCAAGGUAUGGCAGGUCGGGAGACGUAUCAUUACAGACGAUGCUGGCGACCUCCAGGCCCUUCGGACUUUGGUACCGUAUGGCAACCCAGGAAUCCCAGAGCAGUUCUUGGUAGUACGAACUUAG
Psilocybe cubensis is the source of this 1392-nucleotide messenger RNA. RefSeq lists its product as uncharacterized. The coding region runs from base 1 to 1392 and encodes 463 amino acids. The transcript is spliced from 7 exons. The record is from RefSeq and is a predicted model, not a curated record. NCBI's taxonomy places the organism in Eukaryota, Fungi, Basidiomycota, Agaricomycetes, Agaricales, Agrocybaceae.